AUGAUGAAUAUGAGAUCCAAUUUCCCGGAGCAUGACAUGAGGGCAUAUCGGUAUGCUGUCACCGGCCCUUCUCACCCUUGUUUUCAACAACAUACUCCACCGACCUCAGACAUAGGAAGCCCGGAUGUCAAGACUGAAGACAGCGAUAUCGAAUCCCAAGAUGCACCUAGUCUUGCAAGUGUACCAUACCUCGUCACUCCUCCUCCAAAGGGUCCCUCGAUACGGCUACCGAGCUUUGAGGCAUUUGAUCGAGGAGUUGAAGCUACCGCACGACCGAUUGGGCGCAUUAGCGAUCAUUCUGUAGGCAUUAUACUUCCAAGUCCCUCCGAGUUGAUUGCCCAUGUGGAUCGAAAGCCUCCUCCCACUCGACAGUCAUGGCCCUCAUCGAGUCGUCCAAUCGCCAACUCGUUCGCCGAGUACAGUCUUUCACAGCAGAGGACAGUAACUGGCCUCGGUAUUCUCCCUCUCAGUCUCGGUGGCUUCAAUGAUGAUCAACGCAGCUUCUACGGAAGUCCUCCAUAUGACGCUGCAGGCAAGCAUUUCACACCCCGCCUUUGUCCACCCACUGCCAGCUCCCGGCAUGACAUAUCAUCUGAUGAGGACUCCAGCCAUCGCAGCAACCAAAAGUACACCAUAGAACAGGGAGACUUCAUCAUUUACGCCAGAUACGACAGGAAAUUGAGCUGGUCAAGUGUCGUGAGAGAGUUUGCCCACCAGUUUGGUAAUACCCCUCGACGCACAGUUCAAGGCCUCCAAGCUUGGCACUAUCGAAUAAAUAAUCAGAUACCAGUCUGGGAUGAAGACGGGUGGCUAUGCUUUGACCAUGACGAUGAUGAAAAGCCUCGCCAAAUCAGCAUCAAAGCUCGCGAACGACACAUGUAUCUACAUCCCGGAGAGUCAUUAGGCAUUGCUUCGCGAUAUCCCGAACGGGCUGUACAUUACACGUGGGUUGAUCCCACGACGAAGCAGGUCGCAAAAGAUUGGGGUACGUAA
Molecule: messenger RNA, 993 nt
Organism: Fusarium subglutinans
Lineage: Eukaryota; Fungi; Ascomycota; Sordariomycetes; Hypocreales; Nectriaceae
Exons: 2
Coding region: 1-993 (330 amino acids)
Source: RefSeq, a predicted model, not a curated record